Molecule: messenger RNA, 2860 nt
Organism: Clupea harengus (Atlantic herring)
Lineage: Eukaryota; Metazoa; Chordata; Actinopteri; Clupeiformes; Clupeidae
Gene: tctn1
Product: tectonic family member 1
Biological process (GO): protein localization to ciliary transition zone; cilium assembly
Cellular component (GO): MKS complex
Source: RefSeq, a predicted model, not a curated record
GUUGGUAAAGGUCGAAUGCGUUGGAAUAUAAAAGUAUAACAUACCCAGAGCUCGUCUAUGGAUAAAUACAUGAUCAGACAUAUCUCGAUAAUAUAAAUGUCGGACAUGGUUUUGCUAAUUGUGUCGUUUUUUUGUCACUUUUGAUGUAGCCUAUGUGAAAUAUUUUCUGGGGAGGCCUUAUGCAAAGGUUUUAUAGGCGGAGCAAAACAAAAACGGGAUUUCACAGUUGUGUGUAAAUUCCAGUAGAUUAGCUUUUGAAUAAGUUUUAAGGGAGAACAGCAUUUCUUCCUUGCAAUUGGAAGAAAAAUUGGAACAUAAAUAAAAUAGUAGGCUAUUUGUUUUAUUUUUACCCAGAAUGCUUAGACGCUUCUGAUUUCCUGUCUGACUUCCUGGAUACAAGACGCCACUGACGCAAAUCUGAUCGGUUAGGAUUAUGGAAGCCCUGUUUUUAGUGUUUAUUUUAGUAUACUCUGAAAGCACUGGCUCCAGUGCGUACAAUGAGAAUACAACCGACAUUAGCAAUACAACCGACUUGGUUGUACAACAGAAUUUCUCGGAAUUAAUGGAGAGUUCCACUCUUUCGUUGCCAACACCAACAGAUACUUUGCCCACUGAAACAGACACUUCGUUCCCAGAUCAAACUGGACAGAGCGAGACCACUUCUGAAAAUGUGCCAACAGAUCUUCCUACAACGUCAACAACACAAAGUGCGCCUACAGUCGCUCCACGGGAACCUCAUCAACUCUUCAGUUCUCUACCUAGCCCUGAAUAUUCUGUCUCCAGCCUGUGCCCAUGUAAUCAGCAGCAUGCGGAGUGUCAGGUGAACUGCUGCUGUGAUCCUGAUUGCACAGAUGAAAUAUCUCUCUUCACUUCCUGUUCAGUUGAGAAAGUCAUUGUCAACCCAAAACUGUGUUGUCAAGAUGUGGCUUCCUACUCCUUAAGAACCAGUCCAGACGGUUACGCCAGCGUGCAGUCCUCUGUUUAUCGAGAGGUCAACUCAGAUGUGUUCUGCAUACAGAAAGCUAACUAUGACCAAGGCCUGUCUUAUGCAACUCCAGAGGUUCCCACAGAUGCCAAUUUUGACUCCCUCUUCCGUCAGUUCGUUCGAUUUUUCUUUGGCACCUCUGAAGGGAAAGCCGUGACAACCCAAGCGGAUCCAUCACUCUCAGCUGGAUACCGUUAUGGUGAUCCAAUCCAAACAGAAGAUGAGAUGGGGCAGGGGGAGAACCUCCGGCUGCCUGCUCCAGCUGGGACUGCCUAUUGCUUAGAUGCAAACCCUGCAGCUUUCCUACAGGAUCAGACAAGCACAUGUUUGCGGAGCUUUGACUUGGUAAAUGACUGCACCACACUGGCUGCAUUAAGCUUGCAGACCUAUACCAGUCUCCAAGUCGUCACGGGAGAGAUUACUAGUGCUAAUCGGGUGCCAGUGGAGGUGGUGUCCAUCGUCCUGCAGUCUUUGGAAGGCGCACAGACUCCAGUGGAUCCGUCUGACCACUCCAGCUACACUCCUCAACUGGUGAAUCCAACAGGUGCCGACUCUGCAGUCUGCAAUAAUGUGGUGCUUCAGGUCCAGUAUGUAGUCGUGUACAGCGACUUUGGAGAAAUCAGGAAUGUGACCUCAGCAUUUGUCCUUGGUACAGUCAAGCCCAAUACGGUGCCAAUCCAUCAAACUUUUCAGAUUGAAUUUGUGCAGGAGUCCGUGAACAAACCAGUAUUCAAAUUCAGUGGCAAUCCUGGAUACAUAGUUGGAUUACCCCUAAUUGCUGGAACAAAAUCAACAGAUGGGAUUGCAUUGAGCAGCGACGCCACGGCAGCUCUCACGGUCAUCCACAGCUCCAGAGGUCAGGACUGCCUGUCCGGCAGCAUGGAGCGCUCCCCUGUACUCUUUGGAGUAGACACAGUGUCUGGCUGCACCCUCAGAUUGAAAGAUGCUUCCAACUGCUCAGUUCUAUAUGAGGCUCUUCUAGGCGUUCUUAAAGGCAAGAACUUCCCAGAUCAUGUGGCUUCUUUUGGAAAUUCCCUUCCUAAGUACCCUUUGGACUGGGUACCUAUCCAGAACCAAACUACAGCAACAGCUUCCCAAGAGUGUAACGUACCACUAUCUCUUCACCUUGAAGUGAGAUGGACCAAGUAUGGGUCCCUGGUGAAUCCCCAAGCACAAAUUGUCAGUGUGACGGAAAUAAUUGAAACCAACACCAGCAGCCUGGUGCUGUUGUCCGGUGCCAACGGCUUCGUGCCCGUCACCACCUCUGUGGCAUUCGUGGACGUUUCCGCGCCAGCUGAGCCUGGUUACCGGGCCGCGCCAACCAUCGAUGCCAAGCUGCCCUUUGACUUCUUCUUUCCCUUUGUGUAAUAGAUGUAGGGUCUGUCUCCCACAAGGUCAAGGUCUGUGUUUACAAAACGGAUUCACAGGAUCACAUGGAGGGUUUAUGGAAGGGUCCUCCAGGUUAUUUUAGAGAGCAGAGAAGAUAACAAAUUCAGUUUGCUCUGCUCCUGGCACCAGUGGAUUUACGGUCUGUAGAUAAUUAUAUCAAAUACUGCUUUAUUUCAGCAGGUUCACUAAUGUGAAAGUCCAGUUUAGUGAUGUACCUGUUUGAGGAUCCAAAUGACAUCCAUCUAUCCUGAUUGGUAUCUCACAUCAACCAAUUCAUGAGUGCUCAGAAGAUUUAACCUACCUCAACAUACUUGUUCAAUGCUGGGACCAAAAGUAAAAAUUGUAGGUCACGGAUGUUUUAUAGGAUUGCACUAGUAAACUCUAAAUGUAUCUACAUUAGAUACGUGUAUGAAUUAUUUUGUAUACUUGUGGAUAUUUGUGCGUGUGAAUGUUUUGUAUUUAAUGCAAUAAAUCACUUUGAUCCCA